UAAUAUCUAAACACCUAGUAUAACAUGUAGGUCAAAGACGCAGAUGAUGAAUUGAUUACGGUAAUUUCUUGACUGUAUGUUUUCGUGAUAUUUCACACACAUGUGAGUAUACAAGUGUUACAAAACGACCAAUAGGAUGUUAGGACUGUCAAUUCUGGUCUCAGAAAUGGUUACGAGCCAUUGCGUAAGGCAGAAUGACAGAGAACAGCCAUCAGGACACUGACCGCAGCCAAGGAGGGAGAGCCCACAGAAAAACAGUCACUUUAAACAACAUGGAAACUGUAUCAUAUGACCGGUUUACCACACCUGAGGCAGAAAUUAAUCAUGCUGGCCAAAAAUGUUUGUAUGAAUCAGUCUCUCAGGUCAACCAAGAUGUCGCUGAUGUUAGACUUUCUCUGAAGACCGUUGAGGCCCCCAAAACUUUGCAAUUUGAAAAUGCUAAUUUCUCUGAACGUGUGAUGCUGGUGCAAGGUCCCUGUCAGGAAGACUGGGUGUUUUAUAAAGACUCAUGCUACUUUCAGUCUUCAGUAAAGAAGAACUGGCAAAUUGCUGAGAAAAACUGUGUGGAGAAAGGAUCACAUUUAGUGGUUGUCAAUGACUUGGCUGAGCUUGUCUUCCUGUCUUCAUUCGUGAAGUUGUCUGAAAGCUACUGGAUCGGGCUUGUUGAGAAAGAAGAGGGACAGUGGACGUGGGUAGAUGGAACUGACUAUAGUACUACUGAACACCACUGGGACGAAGGUCAACCAGAUGACUGGGAUGUCCGAGUGAAUGGUGAGGAUUGUGGGCAGCUUCAUGCCCGGGUAACUGUGGACAGACGGAGGCUGUGGAAUGAUGCAGACUGUAUGCUUUCUUACCCUUACUUCUGUGAGGGCAAACCCAAGAGCCACUGACAAACAUCAACUAACCUCCAACAUUGCAAAAAUCACUUCUUUAAGCAGAGUUUUAGUCUCUUUUU
Sinocyclocheilus rhinocerous is the source of this 955-nucleotide messenger RNA. Its product is annotated as C-type lectin domain family 10 member A-like. Lineage: Eukaryota; Metazoa; Chordata; Actinopteri; Cypriniformes; Cyprinidae. The coding region runs from base 195 to 890 and encodes 231 amino acids. The transcript has 7 exons. The record is from RefSeq and is a predicted model, not a curated record.